UUCGCGAAACUCCUCGGCGCCGACGAGGUCGACAUGGACGCGCUGCGGUCCCUGGCGUGGAACGGCGUGCCCGGGCCGCGGCGGAGCGACGUCUGGCGGUUUCUGCUCGGCGUGCUGGCGCCGUCGGCCGGCGACCGCGCGGCGCGGCUCGAGGACGCGCGCGCGGCCUACCGGGCCGCCGUCGUCGCGGUGCUCGUGGACGUGCCCGCGUCGGAGCGGAGCGCCGAGGACCAGCAGACGCUGCGGCAGAUCCUCGUCGACGCGCCGCGGACGUGCCCCGGCGUGCCGCUCUUCUGCCACGACCGCGUGCAGGCGCUCAUCGUCAACGUGCUCUACGCCUGGGCCGUGGCCCACCCGCGGUCGGGCUACGUCCAGGGCAUGAACGACCUCCUGGCCGUGCUCCUCGUCGUGCUCGUGAACAACGACGUGCCCUGGGACGGGAGCGACGCGCAGCUGCUGGGCCGCGACGCGUCCGCGCUCUCCGACGCGGAGCUCGACGACGUCGCCGCCGACGCCUACGGCAUGCUGACGAGCCUGCUGGGCGGGCUCGAGGACCACUACACGCACCGGCAGCCGGGCCUCCAGAAGACGAUCGAGGACGUCGACGGGCUGCUGCGGCGCGUCGACGCGGACCUGCACAAGCACCUCGACGACGUCGGCGUGCUCCUGCUCCAGGUCACGUUCCGCUGGAUCAACUGCCUCCUCACGCGCGAGCUGCCCAUGAAGGCGCUCAUCCGCCUCUGGGACACGUGCCUCGCGGAGCCCGACGGGUUUUCCUCGUUCUUCCCCUACGUCUGCGCGGCGUUCCUCUGCCACUUCUCCGAGACCAUCCGCAACAUGGAGAGCGAGGACGUCCACCUCUUCCUCCAGACGCUGCCGACGGCGGACUGGGGCAACGACGAGAUCGAGACGCUCCUCUCCGAGGCCUACAUCCUCUCCACGCUCUUCCAGAACGCGCCCUCCCACCUCCAGCACGAGCCCGACGACAUCUCGCCCUUCGGCCCGACCUGGGAGGAGGCGGGCUGA
Messenger RNA from Aureococcus anophagefferens, 1026 nucleotides. RefSeq lists its product as hypothetical. Lineage: Eukaryota; Pelagophyceae; Pelagomonadales; Pelagomonadaceae. Gene Ontology annotation, biological process: activation of GTPase activity. The annotation marks the transcript as partial. The record is from RefSeq and is a predicted model, not a curated record. The transcript has a single exon. Gene Ontology annotation, molecular function: GTPase activator activity.